Molecule: messenger RNA, 1231 nt
Organism: Scomber japonicus (chub mackerel)
Lineage: Eukaryota; Metazoa; Chordata; Actinopteri; Scombriformes; Scombridae
Gene: purbb
Product: purine-rich element binding protein Bb
Exons: 2
Coding region: 1-1002 (333 amino acids)
Biological process (GO): regulation of transcription by RNA polymerase II
Cellular component (GO): nucleus
Molecular function (GO): DNA-binding transcription factor activity, RNA polymerase II-specific; RNA polymerase II transcription regulatory region sequence-specific DNA binding; purine-rich negative regulatory element binding
Source: RefSeq, a predicted model, not a curated record
AUGGCGGAUGGAGACAGCGGGAGUGAGCUCGGUGGUAGCAGCGGGGGAGGAGGAGGUGGAGGUAGCGGCGGAGGUGGAGGAGGAGGAGGAGGAAUGGGUGGAGGUGGAGGAGGUGGUGGAGGAGGAGGCGGCGGCGGCGGCGGCUUCCAACACUUCCAGCGUGACCAGGAGACUCAGGAGCUGGCGUCCAAGCGUCUCGACAUCCAAAACAAACGCUUCUAUCUGGACGUGAAGCAGAACAACAAGGGCCGCUUCAUCAAAAUCGCCGAGGUGGGUGCGGGAGGCUCCAAAAGCCGGCUCACUCUCUCCCUGUCGGUGGCUGCGGAGUUCCGGGAUUACCUCGGCGACUUCAUCGAGCACUACGCCCAGCUGGGGCCGAGCAGCCCGGAGCAGAUCGCACAGUCGACCGGCGCUCCAGGAGAGGAUGCAGGGCCGAGGAGAGCUCUGAAAAGUGAGUUCCUGGUCAGGGAGAACCGUAAGUACUACUUGGACUUGAAGGAGAACCAGCGUGGGAGGUUCCUUCGCAUCAGGCAGACGGUCAACAGAGGGCCUGGGUUUGGUGUUGGGGGCCCAGUGGGUGGCAUGCUGGCUGGUCAGACCAUUGCACUUCCUGCACAGGGGUUAAUAGAGUUCAGAGACGCCCUUGCAAAGCUCAUAGACGACUACGGAGGAGAUGAUGAUGAGCUGGGUGGCGGUGCGAGCUCUGCAGGAGGAGGAGUGGGUUACAACGAGCUCCCAGAAGGCACCUCCAUCAUGGUGGACUCCAAGAGGUUCUUCUUCGACGUGGGCUCCAACAAGUAUGGGGUGUUCCUGCGGGUGAGCGAGGUCAAGCCCAGCUACAGGAACUCUAUCACCAUCCCCUUCAAGGCGUGGGGCAAGUUCGGAGGAGCCUUCAGCAGAUACGCCGAGGAGAUGAAGGAGAUCCAGGAGAGGCAGAGGGAUAAGAUGUACGAGAGGAGAGGAGGAGAGGAGUCAGAGGGGGACGACGUGGAUGACGAUUGAAGAGGAAGAAGAGGAGGAAAAAGAGGCUAUUAAAUUAGGAUAUGCAACAUAAAAGGGGGGGGGGGGUGAUUUUGCAGAGAAAGUGCAUGACAAAUCGUGCUGUAAUAGCCUACUGAAAAAAGCAAAUGUGCAAGAGGGGAAAUUAUUGGUGUAUUAUCCUAAAAACAAGAAAAAAGGAAAAAAAAGUUUGUUAGAGGAGAGAGAGAGGGGGGGGGGUAGGGGGGAGGGG